CGUUUGACCUAUACUUGACGACUUCGCUAUGCUAUCAUGUACCAUUUGCUCAAGGGACUAUACGAGUUUCUAAUUAGGAAGGAAGAGUUCUCGGUGAUCAUCCUUGGACUUGACGGUGCUGGCAAGACGACGUUGCUGGAGAAGAUUAAGACUCUUUAUAAUGACACUCCUGGUCUCGCGCCCGACAAGAUAGCUCCUACCGUGGGGCAGAACAUGGGAAAGAUCAGUUUGCCAUCAACAAUUCUCCAAUUCUGGGACCUCGGUGGCCAGAGAGGCAUUCGCUCGAUCUGGCAUAGAUACUACGAUGACUGUCAUGCCGUCGUCUUCGUGAUUGAUGCGCAAGACCGGGAACGGCUGGGUGAAGGAUGGGAGGUCUUCGAUUCUGUCCUGUCAGCACCGCAGAUUCUCGGUGUCCCGCUGCUACUACUUGCCAACAAACAAGAUAGUCCGCAGAGCAUGUCUGUAGAAGAGAUACGUACCAACUACGAGGAGUGGUAUAGGAGCAAGCAGGACGCAGCCCGGCGGCGAUAUGGAGAAGAGGUGGAACUCGAACAACGCAGGGACCGCAUCGCUAGUCUGGAUGUCAUGGGCAUUUCAGCUCUAGAGGGCACCGGUGUACGCGCAGCUGUUGACUGGUUGUUCAUUCGUGUCCAGAACAGUCGUCGGAGAGACGAGCAAAAUGAUGGCAGAUAAACUAUCUUCGACGUCCUUGGUCAUAUUGCUCUAUCGCUCUGCUCGGUCCGGACACUGUUGAUGGACCUAUUCUCCUAUGUUUUAGGAUUGAACAUUUCUGUACCCUUGCCGUGCGGGCGGUCUAUUCAAGUAAUGACAGCUACUGUUACGCCGUGUAGAUUCAUCAUUCCCCUACCUUACAUUAUAGUUCUCUUGCAAUUUGCGCACUCAAUUUUAGUUUGUUAGUCAAAAACUGAAACC
Laetiporus sulphureus 93-53 is the source of this 933-nucleotide messenger RNA. Its product is annotated as P-loop containing nucleoside triphosphate hydrolase protein. The transcript has 7 exons. Gene Ontology annotation, cellular component: Golgi apparatus. Gene Ontology annotation, biological process: Golgi to plasma membrane protein transport; protein localization to organelle; intracellular protein transport. Gene Ontology annotation, molecular function: GTP binding; GTPase activity. The coding region runs from base 37 to 693 and encodes 218 amino acids. Lineage: Eukaryota; Fungi; Basidiomycota; Agaricomycetes; Polyporales; Laetiporaceae. The record is from RefSeq and is a predicted model, not a curated record.